AUGCAAAGCUUAAAUGACCAAUAUUCGAUAAUUGAUGGCUGGUUAGUCGAUUUUAUUAAUAAAUGUGUUGUAGACCCUUUGCAUCAAUCAAUUAAAAGUUCAUUUCGCGAUGGUAAUUAUAAUGAGCUUCUUAAACAUAAGUUUGUCCAUUUCCGUGACCUAGAGGAUGCAAAGACCAUCCUAAUUGGUAUUGAUUCGAAACAACUAUUUGAGCAUGUUCAGCAAAGAAUGUAUAUUUUUGUUAAAACUGUUGAUGGUGAACUGAAAUUGAAAAACUCUGUAAUUGCGAAUCAAUCAAUUGUCAACGAGUUUACAAAGAAAUGCCACAAGAUUACACUAGAGAACGGGAAGGAAGUAUAUCUUUUCUAUAAAAAUACUAUUGUCAAUGAGACUGCAUCCCAUCCCUUGACACUUUUAGAUUCAAAUGUGUUAUCUGACAAUCAAAUAUCAAAAUCUUAUCCAGUGAUUACAUUACCAAACGAACAGUACAUUAUAAUUGAAGGAUUUCUAAUAAAUGUAACUACUGGUGCCAUCUGUGAAUUCUACUCAUCAUCAACACGAUCAGCUCUAUCAGACCCAGUGUGGAAUAUUCUAAGAAAAGGCUAUGAUUGCAGCAUGCUAGACAAAUUCUUGAGCUUCCAAUCGAACUAUUAUAUAAUAAAUGAUCCAAUUUUCUUUAAAGUUGUUGAUCAUGCCAACCAUUGUCGACUGGCAUACAAGAAAGAGAAGGAUACUUUUGUCUGUCGGGUGGUCAAACUACGGAAAGAUGCUACAAAUCUUGGACAUUCGAUAUAUCAUAACAUGAAGGGCGUUAUCUCGGAGACUAAAUAUGUAAUACUUGCUAAGUUACAAUUUGGUAAUGGGUCUCGAGAAGACUUAUUUGCAAUGCGAAGCCAAUAUUCACAAGAAUUAAAUUUCAUAAAUAGAGUAUUCGCAAAUGAUAUUAAACUGUUAGAAGAAGAACUGGUCCAACGAGUUGUUGUCUCAGGAACACAAAUGAUACCAUAUCAUGUAAGGAAUAUACCAGCAAAAAUAUUGAACCCCAAAAGAGGGACAUUUUAUUCGGACACUAUAACUGAAUCAGCGCUUUGUCUCUACGAUCUUUGUGAAGACACUGAACAAUACAUUAUAUUUGAUGGAGUUCGUAAAAAAUUAAAGACACAGUGCUUAAGACGUUUGUAUGAAUAUUACCAAUCUUUGAAAGAAACCUUUAAGAAGGAUGAAAUACUUUCACGAUGGUUUCCAAUAUUUGAUGAAUGUCAUGAAAAAUGCAUGGAGAGAGCGAGGAAUAACAUUGAUAGAGUUGAAAAAUACUUGUUCCGACUUUUGUUAAAACAAUCGAUAGAGGUGAGACCUACCCCAAUGACUUACUUUUUGUCUCCCAGAUUUUUAAUUAUUGAUAAUUUCUUAAUUGAUCUAGCAGAAAAUAAAUUAGUGAAUCCAAUGGAUUCCAAAAUCAGAGAACUGCUUACAGAAAAUGAAAGAGAAGACAUCGAGACUUUUAAGUUUUUUGAUUGGAAUAAUUUCGAACAAAGUAAUGAGCCAAUGGGGGUUUACAGCAAAGGAUUAUUCCAAACUUUAGACAGCAGCAAGACACAAUUUACAUUAGAUACCAUCGGAUGUACGCACCACAUAGGAACUGCCUAUGACGGUGUUGUAGUCACGAGGCACUGCAUGAAGCUAGAUAUUCCAAAUAUCGGGGUGCGGUUCCUCUAUCUUGAAGUCGAGGCUGAUGAUCUUCCUAACCUGCCUGAAUUGGAGAAUGAAAAUAAAGAAGAACUUUUCAGAUCAUUAGACGGAGGUAAUGAACAUAAGGAAAUCAUGUUUCCUAUGAUAGAGAGCAUGUUUAGGAAAUCGUCCUUCUCUGAAUUACGCAAAAACUUUACUGCAAGCUUCAAGAAGUUGAUUGUGGAAGCUUCAAUCUCGAAGGAGAACAUGGAAGAGUUCGCAGAAGAGAUUCCUGAGCCUGCUUGA
This is a messenger RNA of Naumovozyma castellii, 1974 nucleotides long. RefSeq lists its product as uncharacterized. Bases 1 to 1974 code for a protein of 657 amino acids. The transcript has a single exon. NCBI's taxonomy places the organism in Eukaryota, Fungi, Ascomycota, Saccharomycetes, Saccharomycetales, Saccharomycetaceae. The record is from RefSeq and is a predicted model, not a curated record.